AUUUGAACUCGGUGGUCACUAGUUACCACAGCCACAAACCUCGCCCAUUUAUACAAUUUUCUUCUUAAAAUUUGGAUUUUAGACCUAACCUUAUCCAGACGGUUAACCGUAUGCCUAACAAUAACUCUUAAUUAACACCCCAAAUCACAUUUUAGUUUUUAUAUAUUUUACUAUAUAGUUGAAACACUUGUUGGACUCCCGUUUGCAUUGCGUGUGUGCGUCACAGCUGUGCCACCCCAAAGUCAUUCCAGUUUUCUAGUGUAGCUAGCUAGCUAAGUAAUCUGGAUUGACAAGAAUCUAGAAUGUCACAUAGAACAUUUGAGGACGUGAAGGACGUCAUUCUAUCAGCCCACAAAAACACAGAGGCCGGGGACAAAGUCGGCUUCUACAACACCUGGGCAGAGAACUAUGACCAGGACGUGGGUCUUCUGGACUAUCGUGCGCCGAGUCUGGCGGCAAACUGCCUGUCCCCCUGUUUCCAUGGCGACCGGGUGACAGCAGUGAUUCUGGACGUGGCCUGUGGCACUGGAUUGGUUGCAGCACAGCUGAAGAGGAUGGGCUUCAGGCAUUUUGUGGGCGUUGAUGGGAGCAAAGGCAUGUUGGAACUGGCCAAUAAGACGGGCCUCUACCAGGACCUCAAGCAAUGCAUGCUGGGAGACGAACCACUUCCUGUCCAAGCGGGGCAGUUUGAUGUGGUAGUGAUUGUUGGGGCGCUAAGUGACGGUCAGGUGCCAGUGAAAGUCAUCAGAGAGCUGUGCCAGGCCACCAAACCAGGUGGUUACGUCUGCAUGACAACCAGAGGUAACCAUGACAACCUGGAGUACAAGGCUGCGCUGGAGCAUGAGCUGGCGCUGAUGGAGGGGGCGGGGCUCUGGGGUCACGUGGCGAUCACAGAGGUGGAGGACUGGGAGAAAGCCGUAGCGGAGCCGGAGAAGGGGUACAUACCUGGAGUGGUGUAUGUUUACAGGAAGUCAUCACAGUGACAUUAUCACAAACACUUUUGUUUUGCCAAAAUAAUUUCCAUGUAAAUUAUUUGUCCAUGUAAAUGGACAAUAAAGUAUAUUGUAUCGUAUCACAUUGACCUCAUCACAGUAACAGACCUGUAACAACCCUGUACAGUAACACCUGUACAGUAACACCCCAGUACAGUAACACACCUGUACAGGCCAUAACAGUGACAUCACAGUAACACCCCUGUAUAGUAACACACCUGUACAGUCUGUGACAGUGGCGCCCUACAUUGGCAUUGAGCGGCCAUCUUUGAAGGCAGCUUCUAUUCCAAAGAUAAAGAUGCCUAGAAAAUGCUUAUCCAAUAGAAAUCCCCUCAAACACGCUUGUAGACAAUGUUAUGGCGACGUUAGCUAGUGAAGAUCAUCCACAGAAAAAUGAAAUCAGGGCUAACGUUCGUGUUGUUCCGAACUGCGCCAUUUUAGCUAGUGGCCAUUACAGAAUGUCUAUAUACCAAAUAUUGAAAGAAUCUGAGUUACGGUUCAUGAGAAGAAGAAUUUUAAAGUAAUUUAGCAUUAGCUUUAUGCUAGCCCUUUUUUGUCAAACUUCAACGACCUGUGUUGUCUUUGGAGAUAUCAACAACAAACGUAUUUAAUUAUGAUCAAUCAUGUACAAGUUGUAUUUGAUAGUUUGACUGAUAUAACAAAAUAGCCUGGAUUUAUAGGCAUCAAAGUUUGUGAGAAGUUGUCGUCAGCCAAGCCAGUUGUAGCUUCAGAAGUUGUAGUAGAGUCUUCGUCAGACAAGCCAGUUGUAGCUUCAGAAGUUGUAGUAGAGUCUUCGUCAGACAAGCCAGUUGUAGCUUCAGAAGUUGUAGUAGAGUCUUCGUCAGACAAGCCAGCUGUAGCUUCAGAAGUUGUAGUAGAGUCUUCGUCAGACAAGCCAGCUGUAGCUUCAGAAGUUGUAGUAGAGUCUUCGUCAGACAAGCCAGCUGUAGCUUCAGAAGUUGUAGUAGAGUCUUCGUCAGACAAGCCAGCUGUAGCUUCAGAAGUUGUAGUAGAGUCUUCGUCAGACAAGCCAGUUGUAGCUUCAGAAGUUGUAGUAGAGUCUUCGUCAGACAAGCCAGCUGUAGCUUCAGAAGUUGUAGUAGAGUCUUCGUCAGACAAGCCAGCUGUAGCUUCAGAAGUUGUAGUAGAGUCUUCGUCAGACAAGCCAGCUGUAGCUUCAGAAGUUGUAGUAGAGUCUUCGUCAGACAAGCCAGCUGUAGCUUCAGAAGUUGUAGUAGAGUCUUCGUCAGACAAGCCACCUGUUGCUUCAGAAGUUGUAGUAGAGUCUUCGUCAGACAAGCCACCUGUUGCUUCAGAAGUUGUAGUAGAGUCUUCGUCAGACAAGCCACCUGUUGCUUCAGAAGUUGCUCAAGUAAAGUUGCAUGAGUAAUGCAGAGUAAUUCUGGAGGUGGACACGGUGAGAUGCAAGUCAGACAAUUUUGUAUCCCCAAAAUGCAACAUACAUUGAAAAUUGGUGAUCAAUGGAAUCGGGGUAAGAGCAUUUCUUUUGUAUCGUUGUUGAUAAUGUUUCUUUAACUAUUUGUAAUCGUAUACUGUCUGGUUUUUUUUUUCGGUUUUUUUUUCAUAAGGUAGUCAUUUAUGAGCCUUGAGCUGUUGUAAUCAUCAUGUAUGUCAAUUGUCUUUAUUGGUGUUUAAACUCAACCAAAUAAAAUCAAAUGUUUUUAUAAA
Oncorhynchus mykiss (rainbow trout) is the source of this 2681-nucleotide messenger RNA. NCBI's taxonomy places the organism in Eukaryota, Metazoa, Chordata, Actinopteri, Salmoniformes, Salmonidae. The record is from RefSeq and is a predicted model, not a curated record.